Messenger RNA from Kazachstania africana CBS 2517, 1953 nucleotides. RefSeq names its product Hsp70 family ATPase SSQ1 (gene SSQ1). Gene Ontology annotation, molecular function: ATP binding; heat shock protein binding; misfolded protein binding. Gene Ontology annotation, biological process: cellular response to unfolded protein; protein refolding. The record is from RefSeq and is a predicted model, not a curated record. Gene Ontology annotation, cellular component: cytoplasm; mitochondrion. Bases 1 to 1953 code for a protein of 650 amino acids. The transcript has a single exon. NCBI's taxonomy places the organism in Eukaryota, Fungi, Ascomycota, Saccharomycetes, Saccharomycetales, Saccharomycetaceae.
AUGCUAAGAUCAUUGACUUUCAAACGCUCAAUUAGUUCGAAAGUUAUAGGAAUUGACUUGGGUACCACAAAUAGUGCAGUUGCAUAUAUCAGAGAUACCUUAAAGUCAAACAAUGGGCUCUCUGCGUCAUCUGCUGUUAUUAUUGAGAAUGAUCAAGGCCAUCGCACAACACCAUCGAUAGUUUCAAUCGCCUUGGAUCCCACUACUGGCAAAGAAAAGACGUAUGUAGGGUUACAAGCUAAAAGGCAACAAAUAAUUAAUCUUGAGAAUACCUUUUUUGCUACAAAGAGACUGAUUGGGAGGAAAUUUAAUGAGAAAGAAGUUCAAAGAGAUAUCAAGAUUAUGCCUUAUAAAAUAGUCCAGGAUGAAAAAAGUGGGAAUGCAAUGGUUAUGACAACAGAUAAUAAAAGAAGAACGCCUAGUGAGAUUAGCUCGAUUAUCCUUAGGUAUUUGAAAAAUACCGCUACAGAAUAUCUCAACGAAGACGUCAAAUAUGCCGUUGUUACAGUACCGGCAUAUUUUAAUGAUGCUCAGCGUCAAGCUACCAAAGAUGCUGGAAGAAUGGCAGGCUUGAAAGUCCUGAGAGUUGUUAAUGAGCCCACAGCGGCAGCAUUAAGUUUUGGUUUGAAAAAUUCAGAACAGUAUAAAGAAAAUGGAGGACUCAUAGCAGUAUAUGAUCUUGGUGGUGGUACUUUUGACAUUUCAAUAUUAGAUAUUGAAAAUGGAAUCUUUGAGGUUAAAUCUACAAAUGGUGAUACACAUUUAGGUGGUGAAGAUUUUGAUAAUGUAAUUAUCAAUCAUCUUUUGGAUUGCUUCAUAAACGAAAAUCAAACCGUGGACAAAAAUGCCCUAGUCAAAGAUAGGAAUGUUAUGCAAAGGCUAAGAGAAGCUUCUGAAAAAAUUAAGAUAGAAUUAUCUCAUGUCAGCGAAUCAACGGUCGAAAUUCCAUUUUUUUACGAUGGCUACCAUCUGAAUGUAACCUUAAAAGAAAAGGAACUAGACGAACUGACUAUGCAUUUGAUUGAGCGAACUAUAGAGCCAGUCAAGAAAGCUAUCAGAGAUGCAGACAUCGAAACAUGUGAUAUUGACGAAGUUAUUAUGGUGGGGGGUAUGACUCGUAUGCCCAAGAUUAGAUCAGUCAUUGAGCACUUCUUUGGAAAAAAACCUAACGUAACGGUGAACCCUGAUGAGACCGUAGCGCUUGGAGCUGCAAUCCAAGGUGGUAUAUUAUCAGGUGAAAUCAAGAACGUUCUUCUAUUAGAUGUCACACCCUUAACACUAGGCAUUGAGACAUUUGGUGGAGCUUUCUCACCAUUGCUGCCCAGAAAUACAACAAUUCCGGUAAAGAAGACGGAAAUUUUCAGUACCGGUGUAGAUGGACAGACGGGUGUAGAUAUUAAGGUCUACCAGGGGGAAAGAGGCCUUGUUCGUGAUAAUAAGCUGAUUGGUGACUUCAGUUUGAAAGGCAUAACGCCCAUGCCCAAAGGACAACCACAAAUUUUGGUGACGUUCGACGUUGACGCAGAUGGCAUCAUCAACGUGUCGGCGUCAGAGAGAAGCAGCGGGAAAGAGCAAUCUAUCACCGUGAUUGCCAAUUCAGGCUUAACAGAGGAGGAGGUCAAUAAGUUGGUCGAGGAAGGUAAUGCUAAUAGAGAACAAGACAAUAUACUGAGACAACGAAUGGAUCUUAUAACAAAGGCCGACAUAAUGAUAAGUGACACUGAAAGAUCGUUCAAAAGCCUCGAGAAAAGCAUGUCUGAAGAUGAAGAAUACAAAGAACUGAAACAGGAAAUAGAGGCUAUAAGAGCUAUGAUCAAUACGUUCAAGAAGGAAAUAAACGAUACAAAACUCGACGUCAACGUCAUCAAAAAAACCACAGACGCUCUACAAAACAACGUCUUCAAAUUCUUCAAGAAGGCAAUGGCCACCAGCAGCAGCAACAAGCAGCCAUGA